Ylistrum balloti is the source of this 648-nucleotide messenger RNA. RefSeq names its product complement C1q-like protein 2. Lineage: Eukaryota; Metazoa; Mollusca; Bivalvia; Pectinida; Pectinidae. The record is from RefSeq and is a predicted model, not a curated record. The transcript is spliced from 2 exons. Gene Ontology annotation, molecular function: protein binding. The coding region runs from base 1 to 648 and encodes 215 amino acids.
AUGGCGUUUCUCCUCAUUUCAACCAUUCUAUUUUCGAUAUCUUUAGUUUUUGGAAAGCUAGAUGCCAACGAACGGGAAGAAUUGAGAGCAGACAAUAUGAAAUGGUUUCAUUCCCUAGAGCAGGAAAUGAACACAAUUCGAAUGGAAAACCAAAAGCUGCGUUUGGAUAAUGAGCAAUUAUCCGACAGACUUAGCACCUUGGAAUCAGCAGGAAGCUUUCACAGGUUGGGACGACAAACUGGUUCUAACGUGGCGUUCUAUGCAAUGAUCAGACAAAAUAUUCCACAUAUCACUCAACGCCAGACCCUCCAUUUUGACUCGGUGCAGACUAACGACGGAAAUGCUUAUAACCCGAGCACGGGCACUUUCAUGUGUCCCGAAGCGGGGACCUACGUAUUUCAUUGGAGCAUCAACCAGGCCGUACCCACCAAUGGAAUAGGUGGAACCAUCAGUACUAGUCUCCUCCGGAACGGCAUGAUCGAGGGAGCUCUUCAGACUGGAGACAAUAACGUACCAACCUCAAGUUCGAACUCCGUCAUACUGCAUUUACAUGCUGGGGACCGUGUUUACGUGCAGGUUACCCAGGCUAGCAGUGACGCUUAUAUUGGUCAGACUUACUCGGGCUUUUCUGGGUUCAAAUUGUUUUAG